This is a messenger RNA of Trypanosoma conorhini, 345 nucleotides long. RefSeq lists its product as uncharacterized. The record is from RefSeq and is a predicted model, not a curated record. Lineage: Eukaryota; Euglenozoa; Kinetoplastea; Trypanosomatida; Trypanosomatidae. The transcript has a single exon. The coding region runs from base 1 to 345 and encodes 114 amino acids.
AUGAGCGGGAAUGUGAAGUUCAACGCCGUCGCUCCCGCUCCCAUGCCUGCGGCGGCGAAGAAAGCGGCUGAAAAGCCCCGGGCAAUUCUUCCGUGCGAGUUUCUUCUUAGUCUGCAAGGUCGACGUGUGGUUGUCUUCUUGUCCUACCAAGACCACGAGCUGGAGGGCCGGCUGGCGGCGGUGGAUGCCGAUAAAGGAGACCUUUUUCUGGAGGAUGUCGUGCACUUCGUGUGGAGCCACGGCGCGGCCGGUGGAAAGCUGAGGGAAGGCACGCGUACGGAGCUGCGACGCUGCAGCAGCGCAAUGGUGAAUAGCCGAUACAUCGAAAUAAUUACCCCCGCUUGA